AUGAUGCUGUUUCUCGGAAGAAGAUUUUCCCGAACGAGAUGGGCCGCUAUUCUGCUUCUUUUCUUUGGCGUUGCCGCCGUUCAGCUCAACAAUGCUCAGGACACUAAUCAGGAGAAAAAAGGAAAUUAUUUCAUAGGAAUUUCAGCGGUUCUGGCUACGUGCGUCACAGCUGGGUUUGCCGGUGUGUACUUUGAAAUGAUGCUGAAAGGAAGUGGCACAACUCCGUUUUGGGUGCGAAAUCUUCAAAUGUACAGUUGUGGCAUAGUAAGCGCACUCGUUGGUUGCCUAUUUUCUGAAGGAGAUCUGAUAGCCGAACGAGGCUUCUUUUACGGGUACGACAUAAAAGUGUGCGCCAUUGUUGGAUUUUUGUCUGUUGGCGGCACUUAUAUUUCGCUCGUAAUGAAAUAUCUGGACAAUCUUCACAAGAGUUUUGCUUCCGCAGUUUCUAUCAUUCUAGUUGUUAUCACAUCUUUCCUUCUUUUCAAUGAUGUCUUCAUAGGUGCCUACUUUGUAGGUGGUACUGCUAUUGUUGUGUUUGCCAUACUGCUUUACAAUUCUGUCCCAGAAUAG
This is a messenger RNA of Haemonchus placei, 570 nucleotides long. The record is from the annotation of a GenBank genome assembly. Lineage: Eukaryota; Metazoa; Nematoda; Chromadorea; Rhabditida; Trichostrongylidae.